Molecule: messenger RNA, 651 nt
Organism: Aethina tumida (small hive beetle)
Lineage: Eukaryota; Metazoa; Arthropoda; Insecta; Coleoptera; Nitidulidae
Gene: EMC4
Product: ER membrane protein complex subunit 4
Exons: 2
Coding region: 90-596 (168 amino acids)
Biological process (GO): protein folding in endoplasmic reticulum
Cellular component (GO): EMC complex
Source: RefSeq, a predicted model, not a curated record
CUAUCGACUGAACGAUAAAACCUGACACAUGAUAAACGUCAAAUUAAAAGUAAUUAUUUAUUAAAUACACCGUGAAAUAAAUCGAAAUAAUGUCGGGUAAACAACAAACACGUCGUCAAAAGUGGAUUUUGGAAGGAAGCAGGGCCUCAAAGGCAGAUUUAAGUUCUCCGCCAGCUUUUACAUCGUCAAACAUCACUCAAAUCAACGAGGUGUCCAAAAAAACUGACGUAAACCGACUAAUAACUAAAAAAUCAUGGGAUUUGGCCUUAGCACCGAUAAAACAGCUGCCCAUGAAUUUAUUUUUCAUGUACAUGGCCGGAAAUUCCAUCUCCAUAUUCCCCAUAAUGAUGGUCGGAAUGUUGCUGAUGCGCCCCAUUCAGUCGAUCUGGGCCACUAAGAGUACCUUCAAAAUGAUUGAGACCAACACAAUUGGGCAGAUGAUCGUUUACGUGUUGGGGAACAUACUGAAUAUCGGCAUGGCUUUGUACAAGUGUCAGAGCAUGGGUUUGUUGCCGAUUUAUUCGAGCGACUGGCUCGCUUUUGUGGAGCCACCAAUCAGACAGGAAUACGUGGGUGGAGGGGUUGCACUGCAUUAAAUCUAAUAUGUAUUUAUUUAUUGGAAUAAAAUUACACAACUGGGUACUGUUUUAA